Molecule: messenger RNA, 2999 nt
Organism: Saccostrea echinata
Lineage: Eukaryota; Metazoa; Mollusca; Bivalvia; Ostreida; Ostreidae
Product: antiviral innate immune response receptor RIG-I-like
Exons: 14
Coding region: 1-2787 (928 amino acids)
Cellular component (GO): cytoplasm
Molecular function (GO): DNA binding; ATP binding; hydrolase activity
Source: RefSeq, a predicted model, not a curated record
AUGGAGGAAAAUAUAACACAGAAGUUUGUCACAGACGUAGUGGAGCACCUAGAGCCGACUGAUAUAUUGGACUACUUUCCAGCACUUAAUGAUGACGAUAUUUACACGAUAGAACAGCUUCAGAAGAAUGGUAAAAGAGAAGAUGCAUGCCUUUCCUUCCUUGAUCUAGUAUUGAAGCAUGAUGAUACUACCGUUAGGAACGAGAAUAUAAACAUAUUGGUGAAUGCAUUUCGGGAGGAGGGUUACCAGAGAUUAGUAGAAAGUUAUGAAAAUGCUGACGAAAGUGACCAGACAGCCACGACAGAAUUUAUGGAAUUCCUUAUUAAGAUGACAAAACCUGACCUGAUGAAUGAGAUCGACGCUGCUUCUCUGAUUCCAAUACUGCUAGAGAAGGGAUACCUUAAAGUAAAGGACCAACAGUAUCUCAACUCUCUUCAGGUAGGCGACAGAUCUGAGGCCUGCAAAGAAAUGGUCAGAAGAAUCAAAAAGAAGCACAAGGACUGGGCUGUAGCAUUGUUUAAUGCCCUGAAACAGACACAACCUAACCUGCUGACCAAGUUAGAUCCCGGUGCAACCAAUGAGGAGCUUGUGCAGAAAGGUUUAGCUUCCUCUGACACUGGUCCACUGACGGAACAACCAGAAUCUGAAGAGGAGGAAUACAACUCCGACCUGGAAAAAUACGACAAUGAAGAAAGUGAAAAGUCGCAGAAAAGAAGGAAAGUACCUGAAAUGAAUUUGCGUCCUUACCAGUUAGAAUUGGCGGAGACCGCGGACAGCGGUCAAAAUACUAUCAUCUGUGCACAUACAGGAACAGGAAAGACAUGGGUUGCUCUACAUAUCACCAAAGAACAUCUGUUGAAGAACCCUGACGGUCGUGUUGUUUUCCUGGCAAGAACAAACGCCCUUGUGGAACAGCAAUAUAAUUUAUUCCAAAAGUACUUGCCAGACAGAAAGGUUUACCAUCUUCACACCGCCACAAAGGAGUGCUUAGGAAUGCAUCUAAUCAUUAAUGAUCACCAGGUAUUUUUUAUGACUCCGCAAAUCCUUCUGAACAACAUCAACAACAAACGAGUUAGUCUUGGGGAGAUAACUCUUCUUAUUCUGGAUGAGUGCCACCACAGCAGGAAAAAGGAGCCCUACAAUAACGUCAUGAAGCAUUAUCUGGCCAGGAAAAGAAAUAAAGAAACAAUCCCACAGAUUGUUGGAUUGACUGCCACAAUUGGAGUAGGAGAUUCCAGUACAGAGGAUGGAGCGUUACAGCAUAUGCUUAGAAUCUGCGCAAAUCUGGACACUUUGGAGAUAUCCACCGUGCGGAGAAACCUAGAGGAGUUUCAGAAACAUGUUGCUGUACCAAAGGAAGAAACAAUAAAGAUGGGACAAAAAGAAAAAGACCCAUUGAAGAUUCUUAUCUUCGAGAACAUUGCUCAUAUUGAAGCGUACAUCAAAACGACGGAAUUGAUGAAUAAUAAACACUUAUUACCUAUGUGGAAUAAAAGACCAGAUAAGAAAGAUGGAAAACACUACCAAAAAUGGACUGUUCACUUCCGGAACAAGGUGUCAUGCAAACUAAGAAACAAUAAAGAACUGGUGCGAGUUAUAUACACCGCCAUGACUCACCUUGCAGCAUACAAUGAAGCUUUAGAUGUUAAUUAUCUGAUGAAUAAAGAACAUGUUAUCGAGCACAUGGAGAGGAAAUUCGAGGAGGAUCUCAAAACUCUGGACAGUGCAAGCGAAAAGGAAAGGGAGUUCCUUCUAAUGAUUAUUGAGUUUUGCAAGAAGGUUGAGAAAAUGAAAGUUGAGAUGAACCCGUAUCUGAAGCUGAUGAGAGACAAAGUGGUGGAAUUGGUUACUGAGUAUGAGGAGAUAAAAGGAAUGGUUUUUGUACAGACAAGAGCUACAGCAUUUGCCUUAGCCCAAUAUUUGAGUCAGGAACUGGGAUCCCUGGGCAAUGGAGGAUUGAGGGCUGGUCCUUUUACAGGAACAAACUCAUCAGAAACCAGCCGAGGUAUGCCUGAUACCCAGAAAAACGAAACUUUGGAAAACUUUAAGAGAGGAAUCCUUAAUGUGCUGGUAGCGACCUCUGUCGGCAGUGAGGGAAUCGAUGUUCCAGAUUGCAACUUUAUUAUAACUUAUAACUACACCGGAAACGAGGCUAACGUCAUACAGAUGAGUGGUCGUGCUCGCCAAAAGAGCUCCACAGUUGCCCAUAUAUCUGACCAAGCCAUUCAAAAGCGGGAAGAAAUUAGUUUACAGAAGGCUAAGUUAAUGUACGAAGCCUUUAGACGACUCAACUCAAUGCUGCCAGAGGAUCGAAGACGUAAGAUUCUGAAUUACCAGGAGGAGAUACGUGUCGUUGGUGAUCUCUUUUCUUCGGAAGAAGAUACCUACAAGGUCAAAAAACCCUUCCGUUUGAUUUGCUUUAAAUGCCAUGCAGAUGCAGUAAACAGCGAAGAUUUGAGAAUUUAUGUUGGUCAACACCGCGUUGUGACAAACCCAGACUUUCGGUCUCGCUGUGACUUUGAUAAGAGCACCGCUCCCUCCAGAUACACCAUUUCCACGAUAAAGUGCGCCAAAUGCAAGCUGAAAUGGGGAACUACUUUCAAGAUUGACGAGUUUGAGAUUCCGGUGCUAAAGGUGGCAGCAUUUCUUUUCGAAAGUGCAGGUGAAGAACCACGUAAAAUCAAGAAAUGGGGCCGUGUCGAUUUCUUCAUUGAGAGCAUUAACAAGUCAGAUCUUUUGGAGAUUUACAAAGAAAUAGUAGAUGUAGAAGAGACCGAAGAACAAUAACCGCUCACUAUUACCAGUAUCACAAAACUGCAAACAUGACUAAAAUCAGAGCACUGCACAAAUUCAUAGACAUAUCGAGCAAAAUUCAAUCUUGGAAUUCUUAUUGCAUUUUAUUAAUGAUAAUCUGAUGAACAAAAACUUCUUUUGAAUAGUGAAUAGAAAACUUUCACCAGUGAAUAAGAUAUUAUAAAUGGAAAAGACUAAAGCAUCUA